Molecule: messenger RNA, 687 nt
Organism: Dibothriocephalus latus
Lineage: Eukaryota; Metazoa; Platyhelminthes; Cestoda; Diphyllobothriidea; Diphyllobothriidae
Source: the annotation of a GenBank genome assembly
AUGAACCUCGAUGACCCGCCAACGGAUUUCAGCGGGACUGACACUGUCCCCAGUCAGCCGCCGGAGACCUACUACUAUAAGGUACACCCUGGGCGCAACAUCUUCUUUUGCCGAGGCCAUGGUGUCAUGAGUCGGCAGAUGGGUGUCUUCUACGUCACAGUAUUCCUCAUCGUAGGUGUGAGUGUGCUCUUCUUUGCCUUCGAUUGUCGCUACUUGGCGGUGACAUUGAGUCCCGCCAUCGCCGCGGUUGGUGCUCUUCUCUUCAUCUUCGUAAUGGCUGUGCUCAUGCGUGUUAGUUGUAUCGACCCUGGCAUCAUCCCCCGAGCUACAUUUGCAGAGUUGAAAUGUGCAGAAGAAGCGGAAGCUUCGGAGUCUGGAGACAUUUAUAGCGCUCGUGCCAACAUAAUGCAGCCCCGGGAAGUGCUGAUUCGGGACUAUCCCUACAAGCAGGCGUACUGUCACACCUGUCGGAUCCAUCGCCCUCCGAGGGCUUCUCACUGCUCCAUUUGUGAUAACUGUGUUGAGCGAUUUGACCACCACUGUCCGUGGAUUGGGAACUGCGUUGGAAAGCGGAAUUACCGCUAUUUUACCGUCUUCAUCAAUGCUGUUGCCGUCUACUGCUGCUACAUAAUCACCUUUGCUGUUGUCAACAUUAUACUCAGUAAGUUGGCCCUGUCACUCAGCUGA